Rotaria socialis is the source of this 5370-nucleotide messenger RNA. The record is from the annotation of a GenBank genome assembly. Lineage: Eukaryota; Metazoa; Rotifera; Eurotatoria; Philodinida; Philodinidae.
AUGGAACUUUUGGCAUCAUUUUUAAAUCUCAAUGAUUUAUCAAAUCAUAUUACAACAUCCAUGUCAAAUAUUCUUACCUAUCAGAAUGAACCAAGUAGACAAGAAAAAGAAAUCGAAGAACUGAGUCAAGUUUUAGACGCUCUACCAAUAAAUAUACACAUUGAUUCAAUUUCAAUUUCAAGUCAACUUUUUGAUUAUUUAUUACAAAAUUCACCAUCAAUGCAUCACUAUCGUUUAUUAUCUGCAUGUUUAAAUUUCAUGAAAAUAGAAGAUCGUCUUCAUCGUAUAAAAAAUAUUCUUCUAAUUAUUCUUGACCAUGAACAAACAUUAGAAUUUCGUGAACUUCUAUGCAAAUUACUCAACAGUACUGAACAUUCUAUUUCAUUAUCGUUAAAUUACGAUUGGACACAAUUAGAAACAGCAAUGUACAGUCAACAUGACCCAAAAUUUCUUACUUAUGUUUGGCGAUUUUUUUCUAAACAUCAUCAAACUAAACUAGAAGACAUUCUUGUUCGUACAUUGCCAAUAAUUAAAAAUAAUGAUGAAUUAUUUCUUCUGUUACUAAUCGAUUUACGAUCCAUAAAACUCUUUAUUACAAUGCCAUCAUUUUGGUAUUUAUUACAACGUUCAUUAGGUGAUUGUACAUUGAAUACUGAUCGUACACGAAAAUGUGCUUUAUAUUUAUUUCAACAAAUAUUAAUCAACGAUGAAUAUAAACAUAUUGAAAUCAAAGAGGAAAAAUUCAACCGAUCUCUAAUUUUAAUCGAUGAGACAACAAAACAAUUUUGGGCUGAUUUCAUUGUUCUUUAUGAAAUGCUUGAAGAUGGCGUUGUUCAUUUAAUUAAGCCACUGUUAACAAAAUUCGAUCGACUUCUAAGUUUUUCGCAUGAGCACGAGUUAUCUUUAACAUGGUUAUUUAUUUUACUACAACGUUUAUUUGCUAAUUCAAGUUCUCCACUUGCACGCUGGACUAUUCGAUGGUUUUUUAAUGCAAUGAAAUUGCCUGAUAGUCAUGUAGAAGACUUCUUUCUUGAAUAUGUUGUUGAUUGGUCAUCAAAUAAUUUUGUUUUUCUUAAAGGCGAAGAGAUAAGUGAUUCACAACCUAUGGAACAAUGUUUAGAAUCUUAUCUUGAACGAUGGCUUAAUCAUAGUGAAAAUCCAAACGCAUGCUUAUUAACAUUGCUAUCACGCAUACAAACAAUUAAAUGGUCACAACUAUCGCUCGUACGUGUCUUAUAUUCCUUGAGAACAUUCGCUUUGACUCAUCAAAAUCAAUCUCUAUUAAAUGAUGAUCACAUAAAAAUAUUCUCAUCAAUCAUACUAACACAAUUUCAUACAUAUGCACCAGUUCUUCGUCUAUCGGCAUAUGCAUCCAUAUUUGAUAUUGCUAUUAACCUUCUUGAUUGGUCGAUUUCAUCAGUAUCAUCAAAUCUCCUGCGAUUUUUUGCAUUCUUUGAUCGAUCAACAUUUUUAUCGAAACAUUUUCAAACUAUAUCAACUUAUUUCGCAUUCAAUAUUCGACAAUUACAAACAUUAAUCGAAGAAUUUCUUGUAUCCGAAGAUUUCAAUAGCUCAUUAGAUACUCGAUUAUUUUCGCUGGAUAAUACAUUAAUGGAAUAUCGUCAAAUAGCAUUUCUACUUGACCUUAUUGAUAUUCAUAAUACAGACAUAUUAAAAACAAUAUUUAAUCCGCUCAUUGAAAACAUUCGAACAGCUUAUCAACGUCCUUAUAUGUCAAUAAAUAAUGUUCGAAGAUCUAUUGAACUUUUUUCGUGUUUAAUACAAGAACAUUAUUUUCAUUCGUCGAAUUUCAUUAAAGAUUGGCUUUCAUCAAGUAUUCGAUUAAUUGUACGAGAAGGUUUAAAUUUCAUUAAAAUACAUUGUAUUAAACAACCAAUGGCUUUUGUAAAAUUACCAAUCGUAUUUUUAAUGAUUGGCAGCCACGAUGAUAUAAGCCGAUUUUUACAAGAAUUAAUAACUCAAAUUGAAACAUGCGCACAACAACAGCCAGGAAAUAAUUGGCAAUCUCUAUUGAUUUUAUUUGCUCAUUCGACGAAUUGGCUGUUAACACAUCGAUUAGCAGAUUUUAACAAUGAAUGGAAUACAAAACUUCGAAUUCUUCCAUCGCUCUCUAAACUUCUACCAUUACUCGAUCAACCAAAUGUCAGCAUUCCACAAGCCGAUAUGCUAGUUGCUAAGCAUCUAUUAAUCGCUAAUAAUAUAUCAUCAACAGAUUUAUGUAAUAAUAUCAUUGAUGAUCUAUUCAAAGCAUCGGCAAAGGAACUACCUCAACUUUUCCGUGCUAUUGGUGUUUUACUUCAGCAAGCACAAAUCACAAAUGAAACUAAAUGUAAAUUAAUAGAAAAUGCCAUGACUGCACUCAACGAACUGGACCAUCGAAUGCCAGUCUAUUGGCCUUGUUUAACAGCGUUUUCUCAAGCAAUUUCAUCGUCUGUUACAGACAUAAACGUUUCCACCCUAUUGACACAAUGGUUUACGCAGAUGCUUAAAACAUGUGGCCAUGUGUCAGGAAUAAUGAAUGUCAUACUCGAAUCAAUAGUUCCGAUAUGGCUACAUGAGCAUCGCAUUCAAUCAUCUCAUUUACCAGUUUUAAUUGAAUGUGUCAUUUUUGGACAAAUUUAUCAAAAAGAUAAAAAACAACAAUGGCAAGCAGAGCAACUGGUUGAACAAGAUGAAUCGACUCGUUUACUCAUUACUAAUACUAAUAUUAUACCUGAAUAUCGUUAUGAUCGGAAUAUUCGUGUAUUAAUACAAUUAUUUAUUCUUCAUAUUUGGCCAUCGUUACAUAAUGCUCAACAAAAUGAUAUUCUUUCGCAAGUCAUUGAGAAACAUCGUCAGGUCGCAUCAAAAGAACGACGACCACGUUUCUGUACGAAUUCUCUCGAACAUCGUAUUAUGUUUCGUUCUCUUCAAUGUAUUCUUUGUUUGACAUCUGCUAUCAAAAACUCGAGUCUUUUAAAAACAAUCUACGAUUAUAUAGUUGAUGCAUUAACACGAGAAAAUGAACCAUCACUUCGUUUACUCUCCGAAUGGAUUAUUAUUCGGUUAAUAUCAGAAGAUCGAACAGCAGGUCUAAAUGAUUUAUAUCAAUAUUUACAACAUGCUCAUCAACAUAAAACCGGAACUGUUUGUGCUUGGAUAUCCAUAGCAUCACAUAUUCCAAGUCUUCUAUCCGAUCAAGCUGAACAGAUUGACUAUUUAAAUAAAGUCUUCAAAUAUCUAAGUCCAUUAUUGAUACAUUCGAAUUUUCAUAUUCGAACUUUUGCUUGUUCAACAAUGAUUAAAUUACUGGAAUAUAUUGAACGGCAUAACCUACAAAAUGAAACAUCCUAUGAUGCUUAUCAAUUUUUUAAACUAAACGAUGAAAAAUCUGAGUACUAUCUUAUCUUCUUGGGUUUUUCUUUUCUAAAUUAUUUUAUCUAUAGACUUGCUCGAUAUACAACGAAACUUCAAAGUUUAUUUAUUUAUCAAUUCGACCCAAUACGAGAUUUUUCACUUGAAACAAUUUUUUAUAUAUUACCAAAACUAUCUUUAAUAGCCGAUGAUGAAUAUUUAUGGUCGAAAUGGUUUAUCGAAAUAGGUCAACAAUUACAUUUGACAUUUCCAAUAUCAGUUCAUAAUGUUUCCACAAUUUUACAGUCGUGUCCAAUGGGAAUAUGGAGAUUAACUGCUUCUGGAAAAAGUGAAAUUGGAGGAACACAAGAUGAAGAAGGAUCUUCGACGAUUCAAUAUAAAGCCAAUCCUUAUCCAGUUAUCGAAGCGCUUGAUGAUACUGAAUUAAGAGGAAGCAUUAAACGAACUGAAUUGAUUGUUGUUGCGUCUCUUAUUGAUAAACAAACAAAUUUAGGAGAUGAAUUUAAAAUUUUUAUUAACAAAGGUUUAAGUCGAACCGGUGAAGUUUUUGGUAUAAAAGAAUUAAUAAUUGGAAGUAUUCGUAUAUUGGAAGAUCAACAAUUUCUCAAUUUAAGUAUGACUUCUCAUAAAUGGUUACGUAUAAAACAAGUACAAGAAAGAGAAUUAAAAGAUUAUUUAAUUGAUAUGCAAGCUCAAGGAUAUACGAUCAUUGCGCUUGAACAAACAAUAAAUAGUCAAAAUUUAUAUGAAUUUGAAUUUCCAGAGAAAACUUUACUUUUACUUGGAAAUGAACGCGAAGGUAUUCGAGCUGAUCUUUUGUCUUUAGUAGAUGCAACCGUUGAAAUUCCACAAGCCGGUGUUAUUCGUUCAUUGAAUGUCCAUGUUAGUGGUGCCCUCUGCAUAUCUGAAUAUACAAGAAAUGGAUUGAUUAUUAACUUUUUACAAUUAUGUUCAUGUGUUAUAUGGCCAUUUAGCAAAGAACUGUAUAGAAAAAUUAAUUGCUUUCUAGCAUUGGGUAUAUGGAGUCAGUUUACUUUCUACGCUCAAUGGUGGUCUCAAAGUAAUUGUGUUUUGUAUAUAAAUCCUGAAGAUUUGGAAAAAGUUCGUCAUGAACAUGCAAUCGUUAUAAUGAACCAUAAAUAUGAUAUUGAUUGGCUUGCAGGUUGGAUUAUUUGUCAACGUUUAGGAAUUAUACAGGGAUCGAAAAUCGUUGGUAAACAAUCUCUUAAAUUAGUUCCUAUAGUUGGUUGGUGUUGGAUAUUUACUGAAUCAAUAUUUUUGCGUCGUGUAUGGGAAAGCGAUCGUGAAACAUUGGUUCACGACUUAAGCAAAGUUCUUGCUAAUUAUCCAAAAGAUUAUUACUUCAAUUUUUUACUUUUCUGUGAAGGUACCCGAUUUACCGAAAAGAAAAGAUUAAUGAGUAUGAAAAUUGCAAAAGAAAAAGGCUUACCAGAACUUAAACAUCAUAUUCUUCCACGUACAAAAGGUUUUACUUUAUUGUUACAAGGAGCAGAAAAUCGAAUCGCAGCUGUGUAUGAUUUAACGAUUGGUUUUAAAAAUACUGGAGCUGAACCAACACUUCUUAGUAUAUUAAAAGGACGUUCAUGUCAAGCAGAAAUAUUUGUCAAGCGUAUUCCUGUUUCGAAAAUUCCACAAGAUACAGAAGGAUGCAAUAAUUGGGUUCAUGAAUUGUAUCAAGAAAAAGAUAAAAUAUAUGAUUACUUUGUUAAUCAUGGUACAUUUGAAGGCAAUGGUUUACCACGUAUUGAAGUUCCACGUAAUUACUAUGAUUUAUUAAAUGAACUGGCUUGGAUAUUAAUUAUUGGUGUUCCUUCAUUAAUUUAUUUAUUUAAAUUUCUUUGGACAAGUUCAUUAUUAGUGCGGUUGAUGUUCGUUAUUUUGAUUGGCGUUGCAACGAUUGGUGUUCGAGCAAUGAUAGCAGUUACAGUGACUGAACGCGGUUCAAAAUAUGGAGAAAUACACAAAGACAAAUAA